Messenger RNA from Trichosporon asahii var. asahii CBS 2479, 1824 nucleotides. Its product is annotated as GMC oxidoreductase. The record is from RefSeq and is a predicted model, not a curated record. NCBI's taxonomy places the organism in Eukaryota, Fungi, Basidiomycota, Tremellomycetes, Trichosporonales, Trichosporonaceae. The transcript has 2 exons. Bases 1 to 1824 code for a protein of 607 amino acids. Gene Ontology annotation, biological process: secondary metabolite biosynthetic process. Gene Ontology annotation, molecular function: oxidoreductase activity, acting on CH-OH group of donors; flavin adenine dinucleotide binding.
AUGUUGGCCUUUGCGAUUCUGUGGGCUUUUGCCACGGCUGUGGUGGCUGCGCCCGCCCCCAACAACAACGAAGAGCGCGGUCUAUUCGACACCACGUUCGACUAUGUGGUCGUCGGCGGCGGUACCGGUGGCCUGGCCAUUGCCUCGCGCCUGUCCGAGGACCCCAGUGUCUCGGUCGCGGUCAUCGAGGCCGGCACCUAUUACCAAGUGUCCAACUUUGUCUUCUCGUCAACCCCUGGUGCCGAUGUGCUCUUUGCAGGCUCGGACCCGAGAGACACCAACCCGCUCGUCGACUGGAAUUUUGUGACCACCCCGCAGACGGGUGCUGACAACCGUCGUGUCCACUAUGCGCGUGGCAAGUGUCUUGGUGGAAGCUCGGCGCGCAAUUUUAUGGUCUACCAGCGCCCCGACCCCGGAUCCCUCCAGAUGUGGGCCGACGCCGUUGGGGACCAGAGCUACACGCUCGGCAACUGGAUGCCCUACUUCCGCAAGAGCGUCAAGUUUACGCCGCCGCGCAACGACAUUCGCUUCCCAAACGCGUCGGCGACAUUUGAUGCUGGCGCGUUUGACCCCGCCGGUGGGCCACUGCAGGUCACGUACCCCAACUGGGGUGCGCCGUUCAGCACGUGGAUGAAGCGCGGCAUGAGCUCGAACGGCCUGCCGCAAGCCCUCGACUUCAACACGGGUGCUCUUACCGGACACAACUGGGUCACGACGACGAUUGACCCGUCGACCAUGAAGCGCUCGUCGUCAGAGACCUCCUUCAUGACCGCCGCCAAACGCCGCCCGAACUUCACGGUCUUCCAGCUCACCAUGGCCAAGCGGAUUUUGUUCGACGACAACAAGAAGGCGAUCGGCGUCCAGACUGGCCUCGGCUCGGUUCUGAAGGCCCGCAAGGAGGUUAUCCUCUCAGCCGGCGCGUUCCAGUCCCCGCAGCUGCUCAUGGUCUCUGGUGUCGGACCCGCCGCACAGCUGCAGCGCCUCGGUAUCCAGGUCAUUGCCGACCGCCCAGGCGUUGGUCAAAAUCUCACGGACCACGUCUACGUCACGCCUUCGUACCGCGUCAAUGUCGAGACAUACACAAAGUUGGCCAACAACCUGCUGUACAUUGUGUGGGAGUACCUUACCAACUUUGUUCCCUUCAAGAGGGGCGUCCUCACCGACCCCCUCGCCACGUACCUCGGCUGGGAGCGUGUUCCGGCCAACCUGGUGCCGUCUGCCCAAGUCCAGUCCGACCUCAACAAGUUUCCGUCCUCCUGGCCGCACCUCGAGUAUAUGUCCGCGCCGGGCUUUAUUGGCGACUUUUCCAACCUCCUCACCAACCAGCCCAAGGAUGGCUACCAAUAUGCCUCCAUCCUGGCUGCGGUUGUGGCACCCCUGUCGCGCGGCACCGUGUCCAUCUCGUCGACCGACACCAACGUUGCCCCCCUCAUCGACCCCGCGUGGCUCACGCACCCGACCGACCAGGCCGUUGCCAUUGCAGGCUACAAGCGCGUGCGCCAGGCGUUCAACUCGGACGGUAUGGCCGGCCUCCUUGCCGACAAGAACGAGUAUUUCCCCGGAUCGGCUGUUGCCACUGACGACCAAAUCCUCGCCACAAUCCGCAAGACGGUAAUGACAGUGUGGCACGCGUCGUGCACGUGCCGCAUGGGCCGGACCGACGAUCCCACCGCCGUGGUCGACAACCACGCGCGCGUCAUUGGCGUCAGCGGCCUCCGCGUCGUUGACGCCAGUGCCUUUGCGCUCCUGCCGCCGGGCCACCCGCAGUCGGUCGUGUAUGCGCUCGCUGAGAAGAUUGCCGCAGACAUCAAGUCGGGCCAUUGA